AUGAUUAAAAGAUUAAGAUUCGGCGCUACACGCUUAUCACCCGAAGCAAUUAGUGAUAUAAUUACUGCUAAGGGUUCAGCAAAUGCAUUACCGAAUCUAGCUAAAAAAUAUAAUCAAACCCAAGUACUGCUAAACAACGAUGCAAGAUAG
This is a messenger RNA of Entrophospora sp. SA101, 150 nucleotides long. The record is from the annotation of a GenBank genome assembly. NCBI's taxonomy places the organism in Eukaryota, Fungi, Glomeromycota, Glomeromycetes, Entrophosporales, Entrophosporaceae.